CCUUUGUUGGGCCCUGUCAGUACUUUCACUGCACUUGCCCUGCGGGUUGGACUCCUGAGUCCAGAGAAUUUAGUUUUGUGCUGCGGUGCUGCUGCGUGUAAUUUUGUCUAUCUGACGAUAUUUUCUUCAAAAUGGAGGCGAACAUUAUUCAACCGGAGAAUAAUGUUAUUCCACCGGAGAUAAAAAUCAACAUGGCUCUUGAUGAUAUCAUAAGAAUAGAAGGGAAAAAGUUGCCAAUUAGCCAUAAUCUAUACAAAAGGAAGCCUUUCUAUAAGAACUUCCGCAGGAACCAUUAUAAAAGGUUCUACCGUAAAAGGAGAUAUUUGUCACAAAAUUGGCGUUUAAGAUCGAACGGCCCCGGCAGUGCACCUGGUCGGUACAAGCUCAGAGCCUUUCUGGAGCGGAAGUGGAGGACAACACCUUACAAUUCUGUGUUUCAUAGGCUUGGAUACAACUCAGUUGCAAAGGCUAAGUUAUGGGAAGCCCGGAAUUACACUCGGCCAAACACCUACAGGAAAUGGAUGCCACAUGUGCAGAGAGACCCACAUCGACUUCAGAAGCUCUACGCUUCUCAAAGGCAUUAUACAAGUAAAAACAUCCUUCAGAUAGACCCCUCAGAGCUACCACCAUCUUCUGAGCCAGUUAAGCCUUUGAACAAAAUCAACCUGGCACAACUGCGGGAUAUUUUGGGGGGCCAAAUAACGCAAGUGGCGGAGGCUACCUCUGAAACUGGGACCGUAACCACAACAAUCACGAGGGUGGCUUCCUUUGACUCUAGAAGUGAUUCUAACUUCAGUCUCAAUUCUAAUUCAUACUCCAAUUUUAAUUCAAAUAACUCUAAUUUUAACUUUAGUGAAAACUCUAUAUGUCAAGAGCCAACCCAGAAUAAACUUUUCAAUUACCUUAAUUCAGGCAGGCAAAAUUUUGCUAAUACAAUGAACAACAGUGUUCAGAACCAGUUUCCUAUGGGUGGCUCUUUUAGUCUAAGAAAUCAAUUUGACAAUACUAAUCAGAAUCGUAUGGUAAUGUCUGGAGUUAAUUCUGAGUCAGGGAACACCAUGGCUGGUACUUCUAUGAACAGAAUGGGUUUUUCCGGAUUCAAUAAUGGAUUUAUCCAGCAGGCAGUGUUUACCCCAAAUAUGAACAGAACUAAUGUCAAUUUACAAGAUGAAAUUGCUGGCAUUCAACAAGUAAAGAAUGACCUCCCUCCUCUUGUGGUGCCGGUUCCUGGCACUAAGUUUCGUCCUCUUGGCAGAGGAAUUGACGACUGUAGAUUGACACCUCAUGCUUUAACAGUGCCUCUGACUGCACGUAUUGUGAACAGUACUUCUGAUCCUAUGGAGUUUUAGUAUUUUACUUCAUUUUAUUAGAUGGUGUUUCUUUUCCUUUUUUGUUUUUUUUCCCCCAUCAUGAUUAAUAAUUUUUAAUUUGAUUUUCUUUCUAUGUUACUGUACAUUAACAAGCAUUGAAAACAAAAACAUGAGUACAAGUAUUGUUUACCAAUAAAAUUAUUUUUUGUAUCGAA
Frankliniella occidentalis (western flower thrips) is the source of this 1525-nucleotide messenger RNA. RefSeq lists its product as uncharacterized. The record is from RefSeq and is a predicted model, not a curated record. Bases 132 to 1349 code for a protein of 405 amino acids. The transcript is spliced from 7 exons. NCBI's taxonomy places the organism in Eukaryota, Metazoa, Arthropoda, Insecta, Thysanoptera, Thripidae.